Messenger RNA from Physcomitrium patens, 2609 nucleotides. RefSeq lists its product as uncharacterized. Lineage: Eukaryota; Viridiplantae; Streptophyta; Bryopsida; Funariales; Funariaceae. Gene Ontology annotation, molecular function: DNA-binding transcription factor activity; DNA binding. Gene Ontology annotation, biological process: regulation of DNA-templated transcription. The record is from RefSeq and is a predicted model, not a curated record.
AUCGGACAUUAUUCCCUCGCUACGAGACUGACGAUUGCAUUUAAAGGUGUCUCGGUGUAAUGCGAAGGAGAGGGUCCAACAAGCUCACACUCAGAACUUUCGGUAGAUUUUAUGUGCAGAGCUUCGGGUGCUGGUUAGAGGGAGAAAAGUGAGCUUUGAAUUGGCCUGUAAAGGUUAAACGAUUGGCCUUUCAUAUUCCUGCCAACUUCGACCUGCACGUGGAUGUGAAUUCCGCUGCUCCAUGUGGCUCAGACAUUCCCUUUUUCUUUCUUGUGCAAACAGUUGGAAGUGCGAGGAAUUUGAAGCAAAGCGGUCGUACAUGUAGAUCAGAUCAUAUAGUUCAUUUAGGUUGGUGUUUGGUUUCGAUUCGAGCUGGGGCGUUGCUGUUGCUCAGUUUCCUUGGAGGUCCAGUUUUGGAGGUGCCAAUUCAUGACCACCGAGUUUAGGGUGGAAUGUUCAGGUAGAAGAAUCGAAUGUGUUUGCCUGGGAUGCGUCCGUAUACUGUCGCAUGCACGUGAGAUUGUGGUGUUUGGAUUAGUUAUGAACCAGAUACAUCGAGUUUGUGCUCGUUGAAUGCUUUUUAGCUCUUUAUUGGAGAUAUGUGUUACGGUGAGGGUUCACGUUGACGUUAUUUGCUGAGAGUCGAUAGCUUCGUGAGGGUGAGUAGUUGCGAGAUGGGUGCGAGAGCAAUAGAGAGAAAGGGCGCAUGUAAGGUGAAGGUGAAGGUGAAAAAGCCUCAAGAGGGCAGGUACAGGGGAGUGAGGAGAAGGCCUUGGGGUAGGUACGCUGCGGAGAUCAGAGACCCGCAUACGAGGGAGAGGCGAUGGCUAGGAACGUUUGAUACCGCAGAGCAAGCUGCAGUUGCGUACGAUUUGGCUGCCAGAUCCAUGCGGGGAUUGAAAGCAAAGACUAAUUUUGUUUACCCAACGCACCAGACAUGUUUAAUGUCAGCAGCGUUGGCUGCGUCCAGAGCCUCGGAGCAAUCAGAAGGGGGAGGCUUCUUCGGAAGCGUGAGUGGUGGCAGAAAGGAUCGGAAUUUAGUCGGAAGCAGAGCUUUGGUGUCUGGUGGGCCAACUAACGGUGCUGCAGUCUCUAACCUCAACUUCAUGCUUGGGCCCAGGGAGUCUUUGCUGAACCCCUACAGUGAACUAGCUUACAGGCACAUGUAUGAAUCCGUAGAGAGACUUGCAAGCGCCAUCAGUGAUCCUCGACCAAGGCGAUCGCCACAUGAAAAUGGCAGCCUGUCAGAAAGCUGUGCCAGCGGGAAGACGAUUGACGUCCGGAAAGGCUUUGGGGAAAAACAGCAUUUGGCGGUGUACGAUGUUCAAGAGUCUGUUUGCUGUCAAACGUCAGAGCGAGGUGCUGUUGAGAGCUCUGUGUUGCACACAGGCAGUGAUUGUGUCACAGUUUCAGUACCAUCUCCUGAGGCCAUUUGCAUCGGUGACGAACCUAGUUCAUGUCAUGUGGUGAAGGUACCCAACGAGUCGACCUUUACCGAGAGUGUUGGCCCACUUCGAAGCGGUGACAAUGAGCACUUCACUUCCCGCACCUCUGGCCCGUCGAGGUUUCAUGAAGAUGGUGUGGGUAGUCUUGCACAAGUAGUCUCGAAGUUUGUGUGCAUUGAGCAAGGACAUGUCACUGGUAGUUCUAGUUCGCACACCAUCAGCCUCAUUGAUUCCAGCCAGUGUUUCGUAUCAACCCAAGCCUCUAACUCUGAAGACUUAUCGACCUCAUCCGUGUCUCCCUCUAUUGACACAGCCACUUCGCCAAAUUCCGUACGGUUCCUUUCCGUUUCAGUCGGGUCUUCAGAUCCACCAUCUGCAGCGGAGAUGAUAUAUUGCAGCACUCCGAUCUUCAAUCAAAACCCUGAUGAUUUGCAGAAUAUUUUGAUUCCCUGUGCCAGUUCGUCGCUGCUCAACAAGCUGCAUCAGUCAGGCGGGCCGCGCAGUAACGUUUCAUCCCAAUCUAUCAUGACCCGGCACGACACAUGGAAUGGGAUUUGUUGUGAAACUUCGGAAAGCUGGAGCAGUUUGUGCGAGCUCCCGGCUGCUUGGCAAUACUACACCGAUCCCGGAAUGGUGGCGAAUGAUAUGGAGUAUGAGUUAAUUGACGUUACGCGUGAGCUUGCCAUGCGGAAGUCCGUUGCCUGCCAAAGUUGUCAGGAUGAUGGGUGUGAAGAGUGCUUUAUGAACGGGGAUUGGCAGUUCCUUCACUGUGACGCUGCAGAUUCGCUAAUCUCUUGUGUAUCGAAUAUCGGAGGUGAUGAGUAUUUAUGUAACGAUAUUUAUUCCAACCACGGAAUUCAUGCUGAUUCUUUGAGCCAAGCAUUGUGCAAUGAGCAUCAGUCCUUCGCAGUUCUGGCGGAGGAGCCUUUGAUCCUUCACAUUCCAGACAUCUAAUCAUCCAGCUGUUUGUUAAUAGUGAGUAGGGUUCUCUCCAAGCCAGACCUCUAUCCUCUAUAUCUGUGUAGAUUUGUGUAAACUCUUCACGGAUUUUCCAGUGUACACAUGAGUUUCAGGAAGAGUGACAAGAGGAGUGAUCUUGUCAAUGUACAUAUUGUAAAGAAGUACUACUUACACACGUAUUAUUGAUUCAAAAAAUUUCAAAGA